GUUAAAGUAUUCCAACCUUUACUCUCUAAAAAUAAAAACCUGAUGUAAAUAAAAUAAAUCACGCAAUUUUUACGUUAAUAGUGAACGAUGGGUGCUAAAUAGUGUAGGUUUUAAAAAUUCAAUUGGAAGUUAACUAUAAAAAUAAUGUCAACUCCGGAGAGAUACUCGAAAUUAGGAAAAAAUAAAAGAAGAAAAAGCGAUUUUCAUAUCAGCAAUGGUCUUACAAACAUAUCUCCUCCGAAGGAUUCAUACAAUGCUAUUUAUUUGUCAUUUGUAUUAGGAGGAGCUGGAUUUUUAUUCCCUUAUAACAGCUUCAUAAUGGCAAUGGAUUACUUCAAAAUACGAUAUCCGGACACACCAGUUGUCUUCGACAUGUCCCUCGUAUAUAUUGUUGUUGCUUUUCUUACAGUUUUAGGAAACAAUCUUUUGGUAGAAACAUUCACUUUAAAUGCAAGAAUCAAUUUUGGAUAUAUAAUGUCUUUCAUCACUUUAAUAUUUGUUGUAAUUUGCGAAGUUUGGUGGGAGGCAUUUGGUACAACAACUUCUUAUACAGUUAAUUUAGGGGCUGUUGCUGUCGUAGCUGUUGGAUGUACAGUUCAACAAUCCAGCUUCUAUGGCUACACAAGUAUGCUACCGGCUAGAUAUACACAAGCAGUAAUGGUAGGAGAAAGUGCUUCUGGAGUAUUUACGUCCUCUGUCAGAGUCUUGACAAGAUUCCUCGUGUCAGAGAUAAGGGGUAGCACAAUAUACUUUUUCACCGUUUCCGUUUCUGCGGUAGCCACCUGUUUCGCCAUGUACCAUCUCAUUAGAAGAACAGAUUUUAUUCAAUUUUACAUCGCCUUGUGCGACACUGCAAAGACAAGAAUUACGUUGGAACCCACCGAGGACGCAGGUUUGGUAAGACAAAAAAUCUCUAGCACAGAUAGAAACUUAAUCAACAACAUAUCUGACGCGCACGUGCUAUCGUUUUCCGUUCACACACACGUGUACCCCAUCGCAAACAAACACACUCGAGGAAUACAAGCACGUUGGGAAAUAACAAAGGCAAUUUAUCCGUAUAUGAUCUCGAUUUGCUUAGCAUAUUUCACCACUUUGUGCUUAUACCCAGGUAUCGCUUCUGAAAUAGUAAGUUGUCGAUUGGGAUCGUGGAUGCCAAUUCUCAUGAUGGCUAUAUUUAACGGAGCCGACCUGCUUGGAAAAAUUUUGGCAGCCUCGUCCUGGCAAUGGACAGGUGCUCGAUUAGUUCGACACCAGCUAUUUGUUUUCAAAGCCAUAAAGAAAGACUUCACCAAAUGCAAUAUGAUGACUCUUUCGUACAAUUUUGGUCUGACUGCGGGUUCAUUGAUGGCAUAUUUCCUUGAAUCAGGACUGAGUCCGGUAGAAGACCACCCCUGCGGACCAAAUCCCCUUCAUGUUAAACCAAAUUACAUCUUCAAUGCCACAGCAAGCACAAUCAGUCUGCUAAUAUCAACAUUACCGUUAUCAACAACCGUACCACUUACAUCAACAAUAUCAACUGUAAUUUCUCAAAACAUAUCGAGUGUUAAUGGAACUCUUGAUAUGCGUUAGUUAAUUACAUAUAAAUGUAGAUAGGUACUCAGUGCUGUUGCUAAUUUUUAAAUACAAUGUACAUACAUACAUACGUAAAAUACCUAAAUAGGUACUACCAGCCUGUGGUAAAAAAUAUAAAAAUAAUGAAAUUAUUAUUGUCCACUAUUAUCGUAUUGGCAAAUUAAUAUUGGAAGUAUAGUACAUGGUCCCCACGAGAAGUGGGCUAAUUGGAUAUAUACCGUCUUUAGGAGGGGGGUUUUUUUAUAGGGGUCGUAGUCCUGGACCUCAUAAAUAUGGGACCUCGUUUCUAUAAGUAAGAUUAUUUUUUUCUAAUUUAAAAAAAUUUAAAUUAUACCGAAAAUUAAACACUGUAUGACUAGUUAAAUUAAUAAUAAAAAUUAAAGGCUAUAUUUAUAACUAUAAUUGUAUACCUAGUUAAUUAUAAUUGUCUAACGUAACCGUUUUAAUAAGUAAUAGCUUAUUUUAUAACAACCGAAGACAAGAAAACUGGCAAUUAAAUGAUCAUCGAUAGAAAAUAAACAGCCUUAAUCUUAAGGGGGCCUCUCUUCAAAUUUUAGACCUGGGCCCUGCUUCAUAUAAAUAUUUCGGGAGUUACAGUCUAAAAGCAUCUCCUACAAUUAGUUACUUACUAUUCUUACUUUUUUCACACAGUAUCUCCCGAAAAUUGUUAAAGCUGACGUUGGAUGGGGUUAUAACUUAGGAGGGUACUGAGCAGCGUGGGGGGUCAGCCAAACCGCCACGAAAGAAAUUUCUGAACAGUUUAUGAAAAAUUAUUUAAAAUGUCUUUACUUUUUAUAAAAUAUAGAUUUAUAUAAGU
Messenger RNA from Agrilus planipennis (emerald ash borer), 2389 nucleotides. It is a transcript of the gene Ent3, whose product is annotated as equilibrative nucleoside transporter 4. The record is from RefSeq and is a predicted model, not a curated record. Lineage: Eukaryota; Metazoa; Arthropoda; Insecta; Coleoptera; Buprestidae. The transcript has 9 exons. Gene Ontology annotation, cellular component: plasma membrane. Gene Ontology annotation, molecular function: nucleoside transmembrane transporter activity; monoamine transmembrane transporter activity. Gene Ontology annotation, biological process: nucleoside transmembrane transport. The coding region runs from base 145 to 1569 and encodes 474 amino acids.